Scutellospora calospora is the source of this 272-nucleotide messenger RNA. NCBI's taxonomy places the organism in Eukaryota, Fungi, Glomeromycota, Glomeromycetes, Diversisporales, Gigasporaceae. The record is from the annotation of a GenBank genome assembly.
CUGAGCAUGAAAUACUUGAUCAAUACUCUAACUAUCGAGAACAUUACCAAGUAAAGUUCCCUGAACAAUACGCGAGAUCUAUACAACUCACUCGUCAGUCUUCAAAUGCUCAAUUUCUUAGAUUCUCAUGUAACUAUCAACAAACAAUAGAUAAAAUUGUAAAUAACAUGCCUCAAGAUAUUACAUUAGCAAUUCGCGACCAACUAGAAAACUUAAUGAACUUUCAUCUACCAGUUCCCUGUCAAUCUUUAUUUGAAACACCUCCUGACUAA